CAACAGUCGCCAUGGCUCUCAAGUUUGUUCUGUUUUCUGCCCUCGUGGCCGCCGCCCUCGCCCGUCCUGACACGCCCUACCAUCCACCCACCCCUAGCUACCACGCCCCUGCACCCUCUUACCACGCCCCCGCUCCUGAUGCACCGCCCAGGUACGACUACAACUACGCCGUGGUGGACGACAACUCUGGCAACAACUACAAUGCUCAGGAGGCGCGCGACGGCUACGACACCCAGGGAUCUUACUACGUGCAGCUGCCCGACGGCCGCCUGCAGAGGGUCACCUACACCGUCAACGGUGACUCAGGCUUCGUGGCCGACGUGACCUACGAGGGCGAGGCCCGGUAUGUCCCCCAGAGUUAUGCCCCAGCCCCCGCCCCCUCCUACAGGCCAGCACCCACCCCGCCAACCUACCAGUGAGCACCCCGCACCACACACUGUACACAAUUAUUUAUUAAAGCAUUCAUGACCUGUA
Messenger RNA from Portunus trituberculatus (swimming crab), 474 nucleotides. Its product is annotated as cuticle protein 19.8-like. The transcript is spliced from 3 exons. The record is from RefSeq and is a predicted model, not a curated record. Lineage: Eukaryota; Metazoa; Arthropoda; Malacostraca; Decapoda; Portunidae. Gene Ontology annotation, cellular component: extracellular matrix. Bases 12 to 419 code for a protein of 135 amino acids.